AUGUCUCUUUUCGGCCGCAUCAACACGUCCACCCCGGCCACACCAUCACUUUUUGGGACCGCCAACUCACAACCACAGCAAACCCCCUCACUAUUCACCUCCACCUCCACUCCAGGAGGCGGACUUUUCGGCGGCGCGUCAACCUCAAACCCACCUGCCACCUCAUCCGCCCCCGCCAGCGGCGGAUUCUUUGGAGCAGCACAACAGGCCCCGGCCUCAUCUGCAGGCGGUCUCUUCUCUCCCGCGCCAGCAACAGCGCCAGCUACAGGUGGCGGCCUAUUUGGUGGGGGGGCAACUACUUCUGCGCCUGCGAGCGGCGGAUUAUUUGGAGGCACCGCGCCUGCUACUACUAGCGCUCCGGCUGCAGGUGGAGGGCUGUUUGGUGGUGCUGCUCCGGCAGCAACCACGGGCGGUGGGUUAUUUGGGACACCGGCGCAAAAACCGGCUGGGUCGCUUUUCUCACCUGCUCCGGCUACUGGCGGAAAUACUCUUAACACGGGAAGUGUUUUCGGGCUGGGAUCGAGUACGGCGCCGAAGCCGAACUUGUUUGGAGGAGUGCCUACCGCACCUCAGCAGCAGCAGCAACAACAACAGGGGCAGCCAGGACAGCAGCAGCAAAACACGGUCCCAGCGGCAACAGUUGAUAUCACCAGACUCACACCCACAACACGAUUUGGCGAUUGCCAUGAGAGUGUCCAGCAGGAGCUUGAACAGCUAGAGAAACACAUCCAAGACCAGAUACGCGCGGCUCAAGCGCUCAGCGCUCUCUUCCCAAGUCAUCGCGCAACCGUCGACACUAUCCCCUCCGAUACCAAAGUCCUCGCACAUAAGCUCGCCACUACCAAGUCUUUCCUCUCCGCCGACCAAUCUGCCCUUCAGGCUGCUCAACAACACCAUGUUGCGGACAACGAGGCCGCAACACUCUCGAUCCGUUGCCUUGACCUCUUCCGCCUCCCGCCACAGCAGCGAACUCAGUACUUCCAGCGCUCUGAGCAGGAGAACGAGGUCACCAGUAACGGCCCCAUGAUCGCGUACUUCAACAAUCAUGCUGGAGCCAUGGAAAAGAAGUUCCACAUCUUUUUGGAGAGUGUUGGGGAGGUCGAGGCGAGCCUGCGAAGUGUAGAGCAACAAGCAGCCAUCGGCGCUAAUGGUGCGGGCAUCAAUGGGGAGGAUCUGACCGCCGUGACCGGAGGCGUCGGGGGAAGACAGGAUGCCCGAAGGCUGAACAGGACGCUCAGGGAGUUCAACGACGCGUUGAAGGAUGUGAGUGCCAGGAUUGUGGAUGUGAAGGAUGGGUUGAGGGAGUUGAAGGCUGGGAGGAGGUAG
This is a messenger RNA of Morchella importuna, 1326 nucleotides long. RefSeq lists its product as uncharacterized. Gene Ontology annotation, molecular function: structural constituent of nuclear pore. Bases 1 to 1326 code for a protein of 441 amino acids. The transcript is spliced from 4 exons. Gene Ontology annotation, cellular component: nuclear pore. Gene Ontology annotation, biological process: nucleocytoplasmic transport. Lineage: Eukaryota; Fungi; Ascomycota; Pezizomycetes; Pezizales; Morchellaceae. The record is from RefSeq and is a predicted model, not a curated record.